GCAGAGCAGGCAGAGAGCCCAGAUUCGGCAUUAAGUUUUGACUCUCUGGAUCAUUUCCAUUGUAAACUCAUGGAGCAACAUUUUCCUGAGCAGAAUGACUUGAAUUCAGAAGAAAGUGUGUCACCCAAUCUGAAUACUGAACCACAACCUGAGGAAAAGAAUUCUGCCGCUUCCUUUGCAGUGAGAGUAAAGAAUACUGAAAAUCUAAACAAAGACCACGUUAUCAGAUACCCAAGUCAGAUCACCAGGAAGACAGAAGCCUUGACCCUCACACCAGGGGUCGUAAGGUCACCACUGUCACUGGUUGAAAACUCUAGGAGAACUAUGUCCCACAGAAACAACAUCAUGUCAGGAGGGGGCAAGCAGCUGAUGAAAUACUCAGGGAUUGUGGACAAGGAGAAUGUCUUCCACUGAUUGGGUGGUCAGUAGUAGAGUUUGUGGUAUCAUGAAAUACUUUUUAAUGUAUUGCCUGUUUGGGGUCUCACCAUUGUAUAUAAGAAUGUGUAUGUUAUGGUUUUAUAAAGUUGACAUGAACAGGGGUGCCACUUUUCCGGGA
Molecule: messenger RNA, 556 nt
Organism: Physella acuta
Lineage: Eukaryota; Metazoa; Mollusca; Gastropoda; Physidae
Source: RefSeq, a predicted model, not a curated record